AAAAGCGCUGUUCCACUACUCCAGCUUUACACUCAAGGCUUUUAUAUGGAUUUGAAAAUGCUGCAGAGAUCAUUAGAGACCAUUUCUCCUGGUGUUUGUUGAGAAUAAGCUUGUAAUAGUACUGGUACAGUAUUUCUGUCUGUGCAGAGCUGUUAUGAAUCAGUGCUCGGUGGGCAUCUGCAUGGCAACAGUGAAAAUCACGACUUGACAACGAGAUUUGGGGACGAUCGACUGACAGACUGAAAAGGAUUAUCUCCCAUAAUGCAGCAUGAAGUUGUGACUGGAUUGUAAACAUUGCCAUGGCACAGAUUCAGAUUGACAAGUCACAUCUUCCACAUGUCUAUGAUGUGUGCCAGUGUUUCUCAGUGCUAGAGGAUGGUGCAUUGGCACAUAGUCUUCAGGAACAGGAGAUCGAGCAGUUUUACAGCUCCAAUGUGCAGAGGAGCCAGGCAGUACAGAGCGAUGUGCGUCUGGCCCGGAGACUUCAGGACGAGGAGGAGGAGAGGGAUCAUCUCAAACAUCGACUUCAACAGCUAGAAAAACAGGACUGUGAGUAUGCCAAAAUGAUUCAAGAAGAACUGCACAGAUGUGAUGAGGAAUCUCAACAGAGGGAGGAAGAAGACAAGGUGCUGGCCAAACGGCUACAGGAGGAGGAAGAGAUGAAAAUUAGGCAGCAUAGAUCUGAGGCUGGUUACCAUGGGAACAGUGACGAAUCGCCACUCAAUGAAGGGAUGGAGAUGUGGGAGCAGAUGAUGAGGGAUGCUGAGCUGGCUCGUAGACUACAGGAAGAAGAGGAUAGUCAGCCUCAGAGGAGGAGCUGUGGAACAGAUGUGGACUUUUGUGCUGCACAAGUUGCCCAAGAUGAGGAGCUUGCUCGCUACAUGCAACGGCAAGAGAAAAAGAGCAACAGGAAAUCACAUGACCUAGUGUUACCAGAGAGGUCACAUGAUCCCAGAGACACAAAAAAAGCUCCUAGCAGAAAUGUUGAACCACUGCAUGUUCUGAGAGAGAGACUGAACUCAGAGGGUAUGCAUUCACCAGUGGAUGAGGAGCCAUCUAUGGAGCAGCACCCACUACACCUAACAUGCAGUUCAACGCUGAUGCAGCCCAGCCAUAACAUUGCAGAAGACCUGGACCCAACAUUCACAGGCAGAAAAAAGGAAAGCCAGCUAUCAACCAGCCCGUCUUCUGAAAUAUUUUUGGGUCCUCGCACUCCUCACAGUGUUUUCUACGACUACCUACCAGAACCUGCAUUUGUCCGACCAACCAGACGUCAUGAGAAGAAAUCAGGGUUCCAUAGAUCCAAAGAGAAACGGGAAAACUGUAAGCAGCAGUAGUGUUAUACAGCACCAUGAAACUGUACAACAGAGACCCAAUAGUAUUAUUUUAGUAUUUCACUGUAAAGUUUAAUUCUGAGUUUGUGCUAUAUUUGGAUAAAGAUUAUUUACAUAAAAUGUACCCCAGAUGCCUUUUAGAUGUUUAAAUCUGAUCGCUUAAAGUGUUUCAGGUGAACGUCUUAAUACACAAAAACUCUUUUAGUUAUAAGUAAGUGUGAAUACAGAAAUAAAAAAACUGAAGAGAGAAAAAGAAAGAUGACUUUUGGAAAACAUUUUUGCACUGCAUUUAUGCCCUAUUUGUUGUCAUUUGCACAAUUAAAUUUAGUAAAUCACCUGCAACAAACACUGUAACCACACCUGCAGUCUAUAGCAUUAAGCUGAACUGUGUUAAUCCUCUUAAUUAGUACUCUUUAUUAGGGUUUUAAUAAAUCAGGGCCGUCCUGUGGAGAUGAUGACUGGGGGGUCAGACAAAGCACAAUAUUUACUCUAAGACUUCUGGAUUAUGCUGUUUGUAAUACAGUUUAUUUAAAAUAAUUAAUAAAGCAGUAUAUUGGACUGGAAAUAGUUGCUGUUGUUUCAUGCACAAACUCAAUCAUAGACUAAUUUGCUUGAGCAAAAAACUUGAUGUUUCUGUGUAUCAGUUAUAUAGUUCAUGCUUAGGUCGAAA
Messenger RNA from Trichomycterus rosablanca, 2004 nucleotides. It is a transcript of the gene ccdc50b, whose product is annotated as coiled-coil domain containing 50b. Lineage: Eukaryota; Metazoa; Chordata; Actinopteri; Siluriformes; Trichomycteridae. The transcript has 12 exons. The coding region runs from base 300 to 1337 and encodes 345 amino acids. The record is from RefSeq and is a predicted model, not a curated record.